This is a messenger RNA of Amphibalanus amphitrite, 1008 nucleotides long. RefSeq names its product PTB domain-containing engulfment adapter protein 1-like. The record is from RefSeq and is a predicted model, not a curated record. NCBI's taxonomy places the organism in Eukaryota, Metazoa, Arthropoda, Thecostraca, Balanomorpha, Balanidae.
GUCGCCGCCGGCGGACCGCCAGUUGCGCGGUCAGCACGGCCCGGCGGUGAGCAGUGCGCAGCGGUGCGGGAGGAAGAGGGCCGUGGCACUCUGUCAGAUCGGCCCGAGACGGGACUCGUGCUCAACAGAGGCCGUCGGCGGACGAUGUGAGCCGGCGGCGGACGGUGCGAGACUGUCGGCCCUCCAGCAGCAGCAGCAGCAGCAGCAGCAGCAGCAGCAGCAGCAGCAGCGAAGGAGGCCGCCCUCGGACCGGGCGCCGCGUGCCGGUCACAGCAGCUCUGCACGCGCCGCGCCGCCCAGGCCGCCGGAACAAUAGGGCCCCGCACGGACGCCGCCAUGAGGAACUCGGCCAUCCUGCGGUGGACGCAGAACAACAAACUGCUGCAGCGCUCCAACUCGCAGGGUAGCAACACCAAGGCGCCAUGGGUUCACCCAGCGGACGCCAUGAAGACUGGACACAUCGCCUACCUAGUGAAGUUUCUGGGCCGAACUGAGGUCGAUCAGCCCAAAGGCAUCGAGGUUGUCAAGGAAGGCAUCCGGAAACUACAGUUCGGCCAGGAGAUCAAGAAGUCGGAGUGCUCCAAGCUCCCGAAGCGAGAGCUCACCAUCUCCAUCAAUGGUGUAGCGAUACAGGACCCCAAAACCAAGGAAAUUCUAUACCAGUAUCCGCUACACCGAAUAUCUUACUGUGCUGACGACAAGGGGGAAAAGAAGUUCUUCAGCUUUAUCGCAAAGGAGGCCGACAAGGAAGUGCACUCAUGUUUCGUGUUCGUCAGCGACAAACUCGCGGAAGAGAUCACGCUAACCAUCGAGGCGUUCGACCUGGCUUACCGUCAGUUCCUGGACUCGUCGGGCCGUGACCUGGAGAACCGCAAGCAGAUGAUGAUGCUGCAGAAGCGGCUGGCGCUGGCCAAGGCGGAGGCCGAUGAGCUGCGCCGCCGGCUGCGCGACGUGGCCGAACUGGCACCGCCCGCCGCCGUCCACAACUACUACUGCCGCCAAAAUCUG